Alosa sapidissima (American shad) is the source of this 4764-nucleotide messenger RNA. RefSeq names its product abl-interactor 2b (gene abi2b). Gene Ontology annotation, molecular function: SH3 domain binding. The record is from RefSeq and is a predicted model, not a curated record. Gene Ontology annotation, cellular component: lamellipodium. NCBI's taxonomy places the organism in Eukaryota, Metazoa, Chordata, Actinopteri, Clupeiformes, Clupeidae.
AUAUUGAAAAAUGUUUCGGGUUUUCUGGCUUCAGUCAGUCAAGCUAACAUCUAGCUGGUAAGAUGUGAAGAUGGCGGAGCUUCAAAUGCUAUUGGAAGAGGAGAUUCCGGCUGGACGAGGCGCUUUACUUGACAGUUAUGCCAAUCUAGAAAGAGUCGCAGAAUACUGUGAGAGCAAUUAUAUACAGUCCCCUGAUAAACACAGGGCUUUGGAGGAGACCAAGAGCUACACCACCCAGUCCUUGGCGAGCGUCGCCUACCUGAUCAACACACUCGCCAACAAUGUGCUCCAGAUGCUCGACAUCCAGGCGUCCCAGCUGCGCCGCAUGGAGUCCUCCAUCAACCACAUCUCACAGACUGUGGACAUCCACAAGGAGAAGGUGGCCCGUCGGGAGAUCGGCAUCCUCACGACAAACAAAAACACCUCCCGCACACACAAGAUCAUUGCACCGGCCAAUCCCGAGAGGCCCGUACGCUACAUCCGCAAGCCCAUUGACUAUGGUGUGCUGGAUGACGUGGGCCAUGGCGUGAAGUGGUUGCUAAGGUUUAAGGUCAAUGCACAGAACAUGAAGGCAGGCGGGACGAUCCCGCGCACUGCAGCACCGACCCAGAAGCCCCCAAGCCCCCCUGGACCAGGGAAGGGCACUCUUGGGCGACACUCCCCCUACCGGACGCUCGAGCCGGUGCGUCCUCCCGUUAUCCCUAACGACUACGUGCCGAGCCCGACACGAAACACUGCCCCGGCCCUGCAGAGCCCGGCACGCACCGCAUCUGUUAAUCAGAGGACCCGCACUUACAGUGGCAGCAGCGGCGGCAGCCACCCCAGCAGUCGCAGCAGCAGCCGGGAGAACAGUGGCAGCGGAAGCGUGGGCGUGCCCAUCGCCGUGCCAACCCCAGCCCCUCCCACAGCCUUCCCAGGUAACGGCCCUCAGUUCUACAGCAUGAACCGACCAAUGACACGGCAGACCACACCUAAUGUUGGCGGGUCUCUUCCCUACCGCCGCCCCCCAUCGGUGACUGGCCAGCCGAACCUUCCCCAGAAUCCGAAUCCCACCCCCGGCCCAAGCCAGAACCAACUUAAUGGAGGACCACAUUACCAGAACCAAGGUCCAGCAGUGGCUCCCCCUCCCCCCCUCUUCUGCAGAUCACCUCCUCAGCUUCCGCUGAUGGGCUUUGCCGCCAGGGUGCAGGAGACCAUCUCAGACGCGCCGCCACCCCCACCCCCCGCCGACGAGCCGGUGUUUGAGGAGACCCCCCCUCCGCCACCCCCAGAGGACUACGAGGAUGAGGAGGACGAGGAGGAAGAGUCUGCUGUGGUGGAGUACAGCGACCCCUACGCCGAGGAGGACCCGCCCUGGGCCCCGCGCAACUACCUGGAGAAAGUGGUGGCGAUCUAUGACUAUUCGCGUGAUAAGGAGGAUGAGCUGUCCUUCCAGGAGGGCGCCAUCAUCUACGUCAUCAAGAAGAAUGACGACGGCUGGUACGAGGGGGUCAUGAGUGGCACCACUGGCCUGUUCCCCGGCAACUACGUCGAGUCCAUCAUGCACUACGCUGACUGAGCCCCUGACACUCACACACACACCUCAAACAGCCCCCCCCCCUCCACCCGAAAACACCUCCACCAUGUCCAUCUGCUGCCCACUGAGCCCCUACACACACACACACACACACACACACACACACACACACACACACACACACACACACACACACACACACAGAUAAACACUCCCUCUAUCCUCCUUAAUUCACAUUGCUGCUCCCACCAUACCAUCUGCUGCUUUUCAACACACACACACACACACACUCACACACACACUCUCAAAGUAGAUACAUGCAGAUGCAGAAAUUAUUUACAAAACACCCACAUCAUUUCCUUCAAUGAUUCAACACACACACACACACACACACACACACACACACACACACACACACACACAGAUAUGUAUGUACUCAGAGCUUUCCCAUCCCAACCUUAAGUUUUGAGUGAUGGAUAACUGGAAGAGACCGUGGAGGAGUGGAAAGGGUGAAGAGGAGAGAGACUUGACUUGGAGAAAAUGCUACAAACAUGUUUUGCCUGGGGAACUAUUUACCUGAAGUGAACUGUGAGAUUUAGUUAUUUCUCUAUUUUUUUUUUUUCUUGUCUUAAACCGUGUACCCAUGAAGUGAAGGGUGUAUAGUAAAGACUGUGGUGUGUGUGUGUGUGUGUGUGUGCGUGCGUGUGUGCGUGUGCUUGGUGUGGUUGAAUGCGUUUGGAUAUCGGUAGUUGAAAAAAAAAAAAAAAAAAAAAUCCAGAAUCUGAUUGACCAAACCUACAGGUCAUUAGGACUCUUUGGAGGACUUUUCCUUUUUCCUCAGUUUGAACUCUUGUGUAUUUCUUUCUAUUUCCUCCUUUUUGAAAUAAGCUUGUUUGCUUCCUUAUUGCUUUGAGUCGGUGUGUGGAUUUGCAUGCUUUGUGAAGUGAGAAGUGUUGCUGUGAACUGAGGCCGAGGAAAAGGGGGGGAGAGAACACAUAGAACUCGCUAUCUUAUACCUCCAUCUUCUCCCUCUUAGCUCUCGACCCCCCCCCCCCCCCACACACACACACACACACACACACACACACACACACACACACACACACACCCCUUACAUUUCUGUUCUCCUUAUCCCCAAACAAUUACACUUUGUACAUGACUUACCUGAGAGUGCUCUGAAAGGAGAGAAAAGCAUGAACACUAAGUGGUUGAACACUAAGAUUUUGUCUUCAAGCUGCUCCUAAAAGCUUCUUGUUGGCUUGUGGCUACUCAUUGGUUAUCAAUGGCAUGCAUCUGCUCCAUACAUUUGAUCAAACUGACUUUCCAUUAUCCAGAAACAAACGCUAGCACAGCCAUGGUUAAGCUUGUGAGACAGAAACAGACAGAUAUUUAUUUUUCCAUGUAGGGGUGGUGAGAGAGUAUAUUCUAUAUGUUUAUUUUGAGGGAGAAGGGAAGAUAUACUAAGCUAUAUGAAAUGUUUUCUUUUGAUGUAGUAGGCUGGCGGGGGGGGAGGUGGGUUAUUGUUCAGGGCAGGGAGGGGUUGGGGUUUUGGCGGUGGGGUGGGUGAUAACCAAAGGGUCCAACUAUGACUGGAGUGCAGUGUUAUAUGAGAUGACCUUCAGAGACGCUAUAAGCCUCUUCACUCUCAGUCUUGCCCAUUUCUUUACAGUCUUAAUGUUACACAAUAAAGUUACUGAUGGCCUCUUACAUACACACACACACACACAGACACUUUCACAUUUAGGACCGAGAGAUACGACUCCCAGAAAGAGAGGAACAUUAGUUGGUGCCAUAGACAUGUAAAGGUUCAAGGUUGGUUGGUGUGUGUGUGUAUAUGUGGGUGGGUGAGUGAGUGCAUGAGGUUCAUUUUGCAAUGCUAACCACCUUUACCUUUAUCUUUAUCCAGAACCACUACAGCAAAAAGUUCACUCCGUUAUUAUUACCAUUUUCUUUCUUUUUUGGCAACGUAAAGAACUACUUACGUGCUCUUGCCUAUUUCAGAGUAUCCUGUGUAAAGUGUUGAUAUUCAGAAUUAUAUUGUAUAUGAUAUAUUGUAUUGAGCAUCAUGUGAAGGCCCAGCAGUGAUUUCAUGCCCCAUAUACCCCCUGCCCCCUCCAGUCCUUUACUUGUAUCUGCAAUAACGACAACACGAGGCACAAUGGAUCUGGUGGAUCUGGACCGAAAGCACAAGUGGACUGGGGAGAAACGGCAGAAGUGGCCGGUCUGAGAAUAGACUGGAUCACACACUCAACAGGGAACCGGUCUUUAGAGUGGACCAGCCCACAAAGCAAGAGACUCAUCACAAAACUGACCUUUAACCGAUCAUAUUGUUUGUUCCACGAGUCAACUGUAUGACAAAGUGCACAGGGGACUUUUCUAUGAGGUACAUUGAUGUCUGUCUGUCAGACCGUCUGUUUGUAUGUCUGUGUGCCUGCGUGUUUGAUGUGAAAUGGCUAUUUCACUGAAUAUGUGUGUUAAGUUUACGUUUAUCUUUUUUUUUUUUUAAAUGGAGAGUUUGUGGACUUGUGACUUGUGAGUCUUUGCAUGUUGAUUAUCUUAGUGAGGUUUCUUUUUUUUUUUUCCCUCAGAUUGGUGGGGACUUUUAUUGGGCCUUCUUUUCUGGGCAGAACAUGGCUCAAUUUCUCCCCUUCCCCCCUUUGUCUCCUCACUUCCUGCCUGAAUACUGAACUGUAAACAAAGGAUUGACGUUAGGAAACAUGCCUGUGUUGGUCAUGCCCCCCACGAGAUUUGAGGCGUUGGGAGAAAAUACUCCUAGGACAAGACGAAAGACAAGACACACAAUGUUUAGUUAAAAUGGGGCCUUGGUUUUGCAUUGCUGCCUUCAUACCUUGAAAUACAGUCUCCCUUAGCAUCUUCCAGAACCUUAUUACUAAUGCCCUAGUUCCCAUAUGGAUUCAAAAUCCCAGCAGAGGACGUGAAAGGAAGAGUGGUGUCAGAGGCAUGGUGUGAUGUUCGAGGACAGGGCUGGAAGUGAGCAAGAGAGAGAAGUUGACCCCAGUUUAGUUUAGACCCUUUUGAAGUGACCAGUUGGCCCCCUAGUGGCCCAAGCCCAAAACUACACACAGCCCUCCCCUGAGAGCACCAAGGCCCCAUCCAAAGACAACCCCCCCAACUUCUGUACUUGAGUCCAGGUGAAUAAGGCUUGAGUUGAAGACCAGUCCAUAGGACAUGGGAAUCAACUUAAUCCAAGAGGAACAAUGAAAAAUAAAAUCCGUUGGAAAAAUAAA